AGACGUUCGUUUGUCUGUUUUCUACCUGAUCCUAACGAUAUGUCUGAGCCCAAGCCGAUAUUGUAUUACGACGAGCGCAGUCCGCCCGUCCGCAGCUGUCUUAUGCUAAUCAAAUUGCUCGAUAUAGAUGUCGAGCUCAGGUUUGUGAAUCUCUUCAAGGGCGAGCAAUUCCAGAAAGAUUUCUUAGCGUUAAAUCCCCAACACAGUGUUCCCACUCUAGUCCACGGGGAUCUGGUGCUGACGGACAGUCAUGCUAUACUCAUUCACCUGGCGGAGAAGUUCGACGAGGGCGGCAGCUUGUGGCCCCAGGAGCACGGAGAACGGAUGAAGGUUCUGAACCUCCUGCUCUUCGAGUGCUCCUUUUUGUUCCGACGUGACAGUGAUUUUAUGUCGGCGAUUGUCCGCCAGGGAUUCGCCCAUGUCGAUGUGGCACAUCAUGAACGCAAGCUGACCGAGGCGUAUACUAUCAUGGAGCGCUACCUGGAAAAUAGCGAUUUUAUGGCCGGGCCACAGCUGACGCUCGCCGACUUAUCCAUCGUGACCACAUUGAGUACCGUCAAUCUCAUGUUUCCACUGUCGCAGUUCCCACGUCUGCGGCGCUGGUUCACCGCGAUGCAGCAGCUGGAUGCCUACGAGGCCAACUGCAGUGGCUUGGAGAAGCUCCGCCAAACGAUGGAGAGCGUCGGUAGCUUUCAGUUCCCAUCCUCAUCCGCGGUAGUCACCGAGAAGGUGGAGUAGCACUGGUUAUCAAAAGGCUUGUUUAAUUAAGCAUUGAAUCGGAUUUAAUUUGAUGGUUGCGCCGCACGUGUGGAUUUUAAAUCUCUUACAUUUCUAUAAAUUGUAAAACAUUGUUUAAGUUACAAUUAGUUUAUAUAUACAUAUAUAUAGCAUCUAUUAAAAUUUAAAUUCAAAGAUAAAUAAACCGAUUCAUGCCAGAUAAUAA
Molecule: messenger RNA, 943 nt
Organism: Drosophila mauritiana
Lineage: Eukaryota; Metazoa; Arthropoda; Insecta; Diptera; Drosophilidae
Gene: GstE14
Product: glutathione S-transferase E14
Exons: 4
Coding region: 40-738 (232 amino acids)
Biological process (GO): glutathione metabolic process
Molecular function (GO): glutathione transferase activity
Source: RefSeq, a predicted model, not a curated record